ACGCUACGACACCUUCACGAAAAAAAAAAAAAGAAAAAAAAAAGACGAAACGAAACAAAACAAAGCAAAAGAAGGGGACGAACAACGAACAAGAAGCUCCUUCCUAGUUUCUUGUUUGUUUCCCUGGAAUAUUUUGCUUGAACCAUUAAAAUUCUUCUGGAUUGCAACCCAAUUGGGUCUUGAUUAGUAUGCACUAUGCAGCGAUUAAGAAGCUCAGGGACGUCGAUUUUGGGUUCUCUAGUGGCAGUGCCCCAGUUGAAAAGGAAGGCUUUGAAUUCAUGGGCUGCUAUGCAGGACACCUAUUUUUCUGCCAAGGAUAUAUUCGAUAGGCAUAAGGCGGUAUUUACAAUUGGAACUUCAAUAGCGUCAGUUACUACGGCAUGGAUUGGAUAUUCUUUACGUCACUUACAUGAAAGGAGAGUUGAUCAAAGGCUUGAAACAAUUGAAAAAGCUAUGAGUAGCAAUUAUAAUCUCGGACAUUCAGAAAUUAGAAAGAUUACUGGUUCUGGAAGUGUCAGUGCUCCUGCCUGUGUUGCCACUGCCGGAACUGCUUUGAUUAUUGGGUACGGCUUGGGCUGGCGAGGUGGAAAGUGGCAUGCAAAUAGGCAGUUCAGAAAGGAGCAGAUGAAGUUGCUAGGGCAGAUAAAACCUAGAGGGUGGGAAUUGCUUGGGCGGGUAACAACACAAGAUGGUUAUAUUCUCAGCAUGCAGAGAAUUCCAGAGGGGCAGUCAGGAAAGACUUCAGGAAACAGGCCGCCAGUUUUGUUACAACAUGGCCUUUUGAUGGAUGGGAUAACAUGGCUGCUAUUACCACCUGACCAAUCUUUGGCUUUCGUCUUGGCUGAUAAUGGGUUCGAUGUUUGGCUUGCUAACACCCGAGGAACCAAAUAUAGCAGUGGGCAUACUUCACUCAGUCCCAAUGACCCAGCUUAUUGGAAUUGGUCAUGGGAUGAAUUGGUAGCUUAUGAUCUUCCAGCUACAUUCCAGUAUGUGCAUGAUCAAUCAGGACAGAAACUGCACUAUAUUGGGCAUUCACUUGUGAACCAGCUGCUGAACACGUUGAGAUCAGCUGCCUUACUUAGCCCUAUUGCUUUUGUGGGUCAGAUGGCCUCGCCGCUUGCGAGAUAUGCUGCUGACAACUUCAUUGGGGAGGACUUGUACUGGUUGGGUGUUAAAGAAUUUAAUCCGAGAGGGGAAGCUGUAAUUAAACUUCUCCAGGAUAUCUGCAGCAAGCCAGGUGUUGACUGCACCAACUUGUUAACAUCUUUCACUGGCAAGAACUGCUGCUUGAACUCUUCCAUUGUAGAUGUUUUCCUAGAUCACGAGCCUCAGCCAACAGCUACAAAGAACUUGAUCCAUCUGGCUCAGAUGAUUAGGGAAGGAAAUAUAGCCAUGUACGAUUACAAUAACGCGGAUGAGAACAGGAAACAUUAUGGGCAGCCCACUCCUCCAGUGUACAAUAUGACAAGCAUUCCGAAUGACAUUCCUCUCUUCCUCGGCUGUGGUGGGAAAGAUGCUCUUUCCGAUGUCAAAGAUGUGAAGCUCUUGCUCAACAGCCUCAAAGAUCACGACGGAGAUAAACUUGUAGUUCUGUACAGGGAUGAUUAUGCUCAUGCAGACUUUGUUAUGGGAGAAAAUGCUAAGCAAGUUGUUUAUGACCCUCUCAUGGCUUUCUUCAGGCUUCAAUGA
Messenger RNA from Juglans regia (Persian walnut), 1689 nucleotides. RefSeq names its product triacylglycerol lipase 2-like. Bases 196 to 1689 code for a protein of 497 amino acids. The transcript has 13 exons. Gene Ontology annotation, biological process: lipid metabolic process. Lineage: Eukaryota; Viridiplantae; Streptophyta; Magnoliopsida; Fagales; Juglandaceae. The record is from RefSeq and is a predicted model, not a curated record.